AUGUCUGCCUUGCCUUUGUCUUUACAAUUCGAGUCCAUUCAUGCUCAUAUGUCAAAAAGCUGGUGUCCAUGGCUAUGGCUCUCCACGAGUUUUUGGUAUCCACAGCAAAUAUCUCUACUCAUAUCUCUGAGGUUCGUGAAAGGUUUCGAGACGUAUCUCGCGAAGCCGAGAAAGCUGCUGCGAUUGGCAGAGAGAUAG
Molecule: messenger RNA, 198 nt
Organism: Chondrus crispus (carragheen)
Lineage: Eukaryota; Rhodophyta; Florideophyceae; Gigartinales; Gigartinaceae
Exons: 1
Coding region: 1-198 (65 amino acids)
Source: RefSeq, a predicted model, not a curated record